AUGGCUUCCGCUAUCAACUCCAUCUCCCAGCAGGAUGACCAUCCCCCUCCUGCGAAUCUGCGCCAGAUGAUGGACCAGCGGCCCGUCCCUGUCCUCGACCAAGAGACGGUGGGCUUGAUCUCCCUCCCGGGCGAGAGUGCUUCUGAACAGGCCCUCAUCAUGCUCGACGCGUUUAAAGCUGCUGUGGCGGCUGAAGAUGCUGGUGCCCUCCAGAGCCUCUUCUUUGCCAAGCAGGCCUACUGGAAGGACAUAUUGGCUCUGACCUGUCAUUUGCGCACCUUUUUCACCCCUAAGGUCAUUGUUGCCAAUUUUCUUCACACGAAGAAGCUCCGGGGUAUCACUACCAGGUGGAAGCUUGAGGGAGCGACUUUUAUCCCUGCUACCCCAGCCUUGCAAUUCAUUGAUGUUUCGCUCUCCUUCACGACGACCUCGCCAGCCACGACGUGCAGCGGAAGAUUCCUGCUCCUACCAGUUAAGAAUAAUAAGGCCUCACUAGACUGGAAGAUUUGGAUCUUUAAUACCAAGCUUGAUGGUCUGGAUUCAUAUCCAGAGGAUGAAUCCCUGCUCCAGUCUCCUGGCAGGAAGCUGGAUGGCCUCGAUGAUAUCCACAUGGAUGUAAUCAUCAUCGGCGGCGGGAACGCUGCUGUGGCUCUCGCCGGUCGCCUCAAGGCUCUUGGUGUUGAUAGUGUUAUGGCUGAACGGAACCCUCGUGUUGGCGAUAACUGGGCUCUUCGCUAUGAAUGCAUGAAGUUUCACAUUCCAACGUCGUUCGCUGAGUUGCCUUUUAUAACUUAUGACAAGGAACUCCAAGCUCCUCACUUGCUUACCAAGGAUGAACUGGCCGAGCAGGUCCGACGAUUUGUCUCGGCUUUUAAUCUCAAUGUCAUAACUUCGGCCCAGAUUCAAUCAACCAUAUACAAUCAGUCAACUCAACGAUGGACCGUCAAGUUCCAGACCCCGGCUGGCCUGCGCACGGCUAUUUCCAAGCACCUCGUACAAGGAACGGGAAUUGCAUCUCAGAAACCCUAUAUACCGCCCGUGGCAGACGAGCACCUAUACAAGGGCAUUAAUAUCCACUCGACCGCUUACAGGAGCGCCAAGGACCUGAGCGAGCAGGGUGUCAAGUCCGUUAUCAUCAUCGGUUCCGCCAACACAGCCUUCGACGUGCUCCAAGACUGUCACGACGCCGGCCUCAAAGCGACAAUGAACGUCCGAUCCCCAACAUACAUCGUCCCUCUAGACUACGUCUGUCAUUCCAGCAGUCUCGGGGCUUACAACUUUGGGGUCGAAGCAGCUGAUAGGAUGUUCCUGACGCUACCCGCCACCGUCGACGGUCAGCUCGCACGCAACCUUUUUGCUAUGUGGGCAUCUAAGGAACCAAACCGCUACGCCGCCCUCGCUGCUGCUGGCUUCCCUGUCCUUGAUAGCGCCGACCCCAGUCAGGCCCUUUACUCCAACCUGAUCGAGAAGGCCGGUGGACACUAUGUCGACAUCGGUACUACUGAUUUGAUUGCGGAGGGCAAGGCCGGUAUCAAGGCAGAGGUACAACCAGUUGCGUUCACUGAGACGGGUCUGCGCUUCUCGGACGAUAGCACCAUCGACGCCGAUGCCAUCGUGUGGUGCACCGGAUUCGCCGACUUAAAUGCGCGUAAUAUCACGGCUGAGAUCCUUGGCGGUGACGUUGACGUGGCUGAGAAGGAUCUUUUGGGUCCUCGAGACAUCGCGGAGCGCCUCGAGUCCACCUGGGGCGUCGACGCUGAGGGUGAGAUCCGCGGCAUGUGGAAGCGUCAUCCUCGGUUGGAGAAUUACUGGAUUACGGGAGGUUACACGCAGCAGCAUAGAUGGCACUCCAAGACGCUGGCGCUACAGAUUAAGGCCGCCCUAGAGGGGAUCCUGCCGCCGGCUUAUCGGGAUACUCUCCCUGGGGGGACGACCAUAAAGUGA
Fusarium keratoplasticum is the source of this 1944-nucleotide messenger RNA. RefSeq lists its product as uncharacterized. NCBI's taxonomy places the organism in Eukaryota, Fungi, Ascomycota, Sordariomycetes, Hypocreales, Nectriaceae. Gene Ontology annotation, molecular function: flavin adenine dinucleotide binding; monooxygenase activity. The record is from RefSeq and is a predicted model, not a curated record. Bases 1 to 1944 code for a protein of 647 amino acids. The transcript has 6 exons.